This is a messenger RNA of Selaginella moellendorffii, 1104 nucleotides long. Its product is annotated as thymidine kinase. The transcript is spliced from 3 exons. NCBI's taxonomy places the organism in Eukaryota, Viridiplantae, Streptophyta, Lycopodiopsida, Selaginellales, Selaginellaceae. Gene Ontology annotation, molecular function: thymidine kinase activity; ATP binding. Bases 61 to 1005 code for a protein of 314 amino acids. Gene Ontology annotation, biological process: thymidine metabolic process. The record is from RefSeq and is a predicted model, not a curated record.
UUAUAAUAUAUCGUAUAUGGAGGCGUUUGAUUGAUUCCAAGAGGCUGUGAGAGACGAGCAAUGCUGUUAGGGUCUUCGUCGCUGGCAAUCGCGUCGUCUAGGUCCAGGAUCUUCUCAGCGGCAGCGGCGGCGGCAUCGCGGCGGCACAGCCUCGCCCCGGCUUCUUGCUCCUCCUCAUCCCAGGCGCUGCAAUGCCGCGAUUCUAGAAUGGUGGGAUCGCCAGUGUUGCCCGCGCGGCGAUCGUUCUGCUCCCGCCGGAGCAGCGCCAGCGCCGAUUUUGCGGAGAAUGGGCGAGAAUCUCCCGACGGCGGCAUACAUUUGAUUCUAGGGCCGAUGUUUGCUGGGAAGACCACGGUGCUGCUCCAGAGGAUUCAAGCGGAGGCCGAUGCUGGGAGGAGAGUCGCCUUGGUGAAAUCGGACAAGGACACAAGAUAUGGCCUCGGCUGCAUCGUCUCGCACAGCGGCAAAAAGAUGCACUGUGCCGCCGUUGCAUCGCUCUCCGACUUUAAGUCAAACAAGCCCGAGCUCUACGCACAGGUACUCAAAACUUCCAAAACGAAAAAUCAAAAAAUCUUUCACUUGGAUUCCAACCAGGCCGAGAUCAUCGGCAUUGACGAGGCGCAGUUCUUCGACGAUCUCUUGAGCUUCUGCCAGUCGGCGGCCGACUGGGACGGCAAAACUCUCAUCGUUGCUGGGCUGGACGGCGAUUUCUUGAGGCAGCGCUUCGGCUCGGCGCUGGAUCUCGUCCCCCUGGCCGACUCCGUGACCAAGCUCUCGUCGAGGUGUGAGAUUUGCGGCCGGGCCGCGGCAUUCACGUUUCGAAAGACGGACGAUCGACGCAAGGAGGUGAUCGGCGGGGCGGACAUCUACAUGCCCGUGUGUAGGAAGCACUACGUGAACGGACAGUUCGCCAUGGAAGCCGCGCGAAGUGUGGUUCUGGAAUCCCACUCGCCGCAACGCGACCCUUGUUCGUCCUCGCCAGAGAGAAAGCUCGCGAUUGGCUAACUUCCCAUUAACUUAGCUUAACUUAAUCUCGCUGGUAUAUGCCUCUUAGAUUUAGGAUAUUCUGUCAAUUUCCUUGAAUAUUCUAAGGUAUAUUCUAUC